AACCCAACAAUACCCAAUACACAUUUCUCUCUCUCUCGUCUUAGAGAGAGAAAGUCAGAAUCUGUUGUAUUGUAACGUAACCCAGAAAGUAAAGUGGCAAAUGCCAAAUGGGUAGUGGCACUGCCACCACUGCAGCCACAGCAACAUUCAAUACUGUGUAGUCAGAUGCACACACAUUCUUUCACACUCACACAAAGGUAUCACCGCCACCAAGGCCUGUCUUGAAGCUUGGUUUCAUCAUUUCUGGGAUAAAGUUUGAAUUUUUGUUUAUGAUCGUUGAGUUUUGUCUUCUUUGCUGAAUCCUUGUGUUUCUGGGAUUUGUGUGUUGCAGUUGAACUGAGCAAGAUUCUAUCUUUCUCUGCUAUGGAAGCCUGAUGCAGGACCUUGUGUGUAUUUGGGAUCUGAUUCUAUCUGGGUUUUCUUUUUCUUCAAGAAAUUUGAAUGAUUUUGGUAAAAUGAUGAACACCUAGAAUCAGUGAAUUGGUGCAAAUAGGGGAAAGUGAUGGCAGCAGGGUCAAACACUGGUUUUCACUAUGAUGAUAUGGGUUCUGCUUUGAACUGGCAUGCAAUAUCAUUUCAAUCUGGGGCUGUUGGUGGCAUACCUGAGAUGGUUCCAAUGGGUAAUUAUUUUGGGUUGAAUAAUAAUAGUAAUAGUGCCUCUGGGAUGGUAUAUUCUGGGAAUUCAAGCAUCAUUAGCAAUGUCAGCAACUCUAUCAUAAGUCAAUCUGGCAGUCCAUCUGCUUCUUCUUCUCUUCUUCUUGAUUCAGUCCCUGGACUGAAGCAUGAUGCAGGGUUGGCUGUUGAGUGGUCUGUUGAUGAACAGUACAAAUUGGAUGAGGGCCUUGUCAAAUAUGCUGACGAGCCAAGUAUUAUGAAGUAUAUCAAAAUUGCUGCUACAUUGCGUGAUAAAACUGUUCGUGAUGUUGCUUUGAGGUGUAGCUGGAUGACUAGGAAGCGAAGAAAAUCUGAAGAACACAUGGUUAAGAAGGUCAACAAUAGGAAGGAUAAGCCAGUGGAGUCCUCAUCAAAGCACUAUUUGCAGUCAACUUUAAGCCCAAGCAUGACCACAUAUUCUCGUAUUUCAAACCAUAUGGACAAAAGUCAAGGCAUGCUCUGCAAUGAUGGAAUUUGUGGUCCUGUGAAGCAACUCUUGGAGCAAAAUGCUCAAGCUUUUAGUCAAAUUUCUGCCAAUUUAUCCACUUUCAAGUUGCAGGAUAACAUCGAACUCUUUGGUCAGACAAGGCACAAUAUUAAUACCAUUCUUAACGACAUGAGAAAGAUGCCUGGCAUAAUGAGCCAAAUGCCUCCUCUUCCGAUUUCCAUUAAUGAUGACCUUGCAAGUAGUAUAUUGCCUAAUAAUAAAACUUAGCCAGCAAAUUACUGACUUAAUCAAGAUCGCGUACUCGAAGUGC
This is a messenger RNA of Abrus precatorius (Indian licorice), 1412 nucleotides long. RefSeq lists its product as uncharacterized. The transcript is spliced from 9 exons. Lineage: Eukaryota; Viridiplantae; Streptophyta; Magnoliopsida; Fabales; Fabaceae. The record is from RefSeq and is a predicted model, not a curated record. The coding region runs from base 503 to 1369 and encodes 288 amino acids.